This is a messenger RNA of Daphnia carinata, 532 nucleotides long. RefSeq lists its product as uncharacterized. The transcript is spliced from 4 exons. Gene Ontology annotation, cellular component: mitochondrion; mitochondrial ribosome; nucleoplasm. NCBI's taxonomy places the organism in Eukaryota, Metazoa, Arthropoda, Branchiopoda, Diplostraca, Daphniidae. Gene Ontology annotation, molecular function: RNA binding. The record is from RefSeq and is a predicted model, not a curated record. Bases 106 to 474 code for a protein of 122 amino acids. Gene Ontology annotation, biological process: mitochondrial translation.
CGCCGUAAUAAAUAGAAAGUAUACAUAACAUGACAACAGUGGAGUAACAUUUGCUUACCACGUUACCGGUCCAUUGAGCAUUUAGCCCAUCAGCAAGAGUUGAAAAUGGCGGCAAUGACACCACGCUUCACCGUUGGUGUAAACAAGGCAAACGGACGAAGACCUUGUAGGGAACCGGUUCCGUUUCAAGAAAUUUUACCGUUGAAGUUGAAGGACUCAGUUUCUGGAAAGGGUGACAGAACAUCAGAGGUGGCUUGUCUCCAAGACAUGGCUGUAAUGUUGGCCUGCUUCAAAAAGCAUGAUUUCAACCAAGCAUUGUGUUCAAAAGAGAUCGGUGCAUUUCAGUCAUGCUAUACAAAUUUUACGAAUGAUCAUCAACAAGCCAAAAAUAUGGAAAGUACCAUGGCUGGAACGAAAUCCAAGUUGCCAUAUAGAACCUUGAACAAAAUUUUAAAGAAGUACCCGUCUGCUUGAGUAACUUGAGGUUAAAUGUAGAGGAUUUAGGCAUUAAUAAAUCGUUCGUCCCAUUCUA